GUUGGAGGUGGAGGUGGAGGUGGUGCUAGAGAAUCUAUCGAAAAGGACAGAAGCGACGGGCUGGGUCGCUCGUCUAGAAGCUAAACGUUAGCUCUGUAGCUCUGCAGUUUAUUACGCGCGCGAGUUUUCAUCAGAGAAAGAGAAAAAUAGAGAAAGAAAGAAAGAAAGAAACGACAGCUAGUUGUCUUGAGCGCGCAUAAGCGCUCUGGGUAGCACUCUUGUAAGAAACAACAUAUCGUAUAGUCGAACUUUAAAGGGUUGAACGCGUCUUCUCUUUCUUCCCCCACCUUUUCCUUUUCGACAUGUGACGCGACGGUGUUCGACGACGUUUCGUCGAACGACGUCUGACAUCGGUCCUGCAGUAUCUUAAGGACUUACGCGUCUCUCGACGACGUCGUCGACAUCGUCGUCGUUUUUGUUAUUGUUGUUGCUAUUGUCAUUGUCAUUUUCGUUGUCAUUAUUACCGUUCUUUAACGCGGUCGACCACGUGGUGGUGAACGAGCUUCGUAUCGAGAAGGUUUACUUUAUGCUCGGCCGAAUGUCGUCGUCACACAAAAAACAGAAGGAGUCAAGAAGGAGAAGGUAGAAGAAAAAGAAUUUCAUUUUCUUGAGUAGGAGACUGACGGCAUGGGUCUGCCGCGUUUGUCGUUGAAGAGAUGCUUCCUUUACGUGUUUUGUUUGACGGGGAUGUUGCUGGUCCUUAUGAACGUACGUCAAAAGGAGAUCUGGCAUGCGAUGAGAUCAGAUCCAAUUCAAGUGCAAUCUCUUCGCGUACUUGGUGACACUACCAAGUCGCAGAUGAAACAUGAUUGGCCUUUGAAAACGAAGAAGUCGACGAUACGGAUAAUGCAAACGAUUCGAGAGACGAUCAAGAGAAAAGACGUAAUUAACGAGCUGAAUUCGACUGGAACGACGAUCUUGUCGGAAAAUUCGAUAGAUUCUUUGGCCCCAUCGAUAAGACCAUGGUAUAUGAAAGGUGGAACAAGAAGACCACAUCCAGCUGCCAAAUCUCGUCGUACUGGUCGAAGAUUAGCACGUUUGUGGCCAGAAGAGGAUACUUACGAUGACCGUGUGACUAAUCAAUUGAUGUUUCUGCCACCUGAUUACAAUCGAACGGAAGAACAUAGAUUUAAAAAAAUAAUGGUACCUCAUGGAAUGGGAGAGGCCAAGGUUGGUUCAGACAUUUUCGUUCAACAUCGUUGUCCUGUUAACACGUGUACCAUCGUUCGUGACAAUCCAAAUGAGGCUGAUUUAAUUUUAUUCAAAGAUUAUGUAACAUACGUGGGGCGAAGACCUCGUAAUCAGGUUUGGAUGCUGUAUUUUUUAGAAUGUCCUUAUCACACGCAAAGCGUGAAAAAUGCUCUAAUCAAUUGGACGGCUACUUAUCGUCGUGACAGUGACAUUGUUGCACCCUACGAAAGGUGGCAAUAUUACGAUUCUAGUAUUAAACAAAUAUCUCAAACGUUUAAUUAUGCUGCUAAUAAAACGAAAAAGGUCGCAUGGUUCGUUUCCAACUGUCAUCCACGAAAUCAACGUAUGCAUUAUGCCAAGGAACUGUCAAAGUACAUUCAAGUAGAUAUUUACGGUGCCUGCGGUACGUUACGUUGUCCUCGUUCACAGUCGCAAACUUGUUUCGAUAUGUUAGACGAGGAUUACAAAUUUUAUUUAGCAUUUGAGAAUUCCAAUUGCAAGGACUAUAUUACGGAAAAGUUCUUCGUGAACGGGCUUGGUCACAACGUUUUACCAAUUGUAAUGGGAGCACAUCCAAGCGAUUAUGCACGAAGUGCACCGUAUAGAUCUUACAUUCACGUGGAUGAAUUCGCAUCGCCAAAAGAAUUGGCAACUUAUCUUCAUCGUUUGGAUCACGACGACGAACUUUACAAUUCGUAUUUUCGAUGGAAAGGCACGGGAGAAUUUAUCAACACAUUUUUUUGGUGUCGAGUAUGCGCCAUGUUGCACGACGAUCGUCCUGCCAAAUUUUAUAAAGAUGUUAACGAAUGGUGGAGGGGAGAAGGUGUUUGUACGACUAGUUCUUGGCGUGAACACGAAAGCUCGAAAAAAGCACGCUUGAGGAAUACCUGAGAACAUAUUCCCUGAAAUGUUUUGCUAAAAGAAUCUCAAAAAUAACUUUCGGAAUGUUUUUUUAUUCUCCAAAAUCGAUUUUCUUAUCAUCAUCAUCAUCAUCAUCAUUAUUAUCAUUAUCAUCAUCAUCGUAAAUAAGGGAUUUGAAAAGGAUGAAAACGAUAAAACAAUCACGACGAGUUUUGAUUAAUUCGUCCAAGCUUCUUCGAAUAAUGGUAUAUAUUAUUAUAUUAGCGUUAUAUGGUGUUUGAUCACAUAUCCUAUACGCAUGGAUGUUAAUGACACGAAUUAUCGUCGUAAUUUUGAUUAUUAUAUACCUCUUCGUAUGAAAAUUCUUCUAAUAUUCAAUGAAGGGAAAAUUUUCUAUGGUAAAUAACAAAAUAAUCGUAUCGUGUGGUGAGAUACGAUGCCGUCUAGUUGGAAUUGCAAACAUUGACUCGUAUCACUAGAACAUUUCGUCAUCUAGUCAAAGAAAAUAAUAUAUAUCUAGGACGAUAAAGUGAGAUAACUUAUUAUUAUUAUUAUUAAAUAUAUCAUUUGAGUUAUUUAGCGAGAUCACAAUUUAGUCUAGUUAACUUAAAGAAAUAAAAAAGAAAAGAAUCGUCGAGUUACUUUGAUAAGCAGCGAUAAAGAUCGUAUGUCGUCGCUUUUCUUCUAGGUUCCUACGAUAUUAAUAUUUAAUAAAUAUAAUAUAAUAUACUGUGCGCACAAGCAGCUUAGGUAUUAGAACAAAUUGAUGCAGAAUAUAUUUCAAAUAGAUGUACCAAAGCGAUCAAGCAAAAUAUUGAUGAAAGCAGCAUGACAAAUUCUAGUACCUUUGCCUUGAUAAAACCAAAAAAGAAAAAAAGCAAGAGAAGAAGGAAUAUAAAAUAGUUGUUUUAUAAAAAUAAUGUAUAAUUGAAAAGGGUAACGUGACUAAUGCAAGUGCUCGCAUUUUAGUAUUCAAUCAUAUUUGCAAUAAUAACUUUCGUUAUUAUCAUCAUUUAAGUAUUACAUUUUUCUUUACUCGUUAAUUUUUUAAUUUAUUUGUUGUUCAAUUAAACCAUUGUAUAUUUAUACAAAUAAGUACAUCGAAGAAUCCCAUCGAGUUUUGUUAAGUAAUAAUAGUAAUCUCUCAACAUUAGUGAUAGAAGUAAUAGUAGUAGUAAUAAUAGUAGUUGUAGUAGUAGUAUUACUAGAAAUAGUAUGAACAAAAUUUUUUUCAUUGAUCGUUAUCAAUUGCGUUUCUUAUCAUUCCUCUCUCAUAAAUUUGGUGCUGCUUUAUAAUUGGUGCUGAUGUACGGUGUAUGUGUGUAAAAAAGAUACAAACCGAAUAUGUGUAAGAAAAAUAGGUAACCAAAGAAAGAAAAUAACAAAAAAAAAGUAACAAAAACAAUAAAUAUACAAGGCAGAAUAAAAUUGAAAAAUGCAUAGAACGUACACGUACUUGCAAUUUAGUAUAAUAAAUAAAUAAAUAAAUACCACGAUGUUAUUACAUAUAUGAGAAUAAUUAUUUAUUGAAGUGAUCACUCGCUGUGAGAGAUUAGAUAGGGCUAUUAAUAAAUAAUUAUAUAUAAAUUAUAUAUAAAUAAUAUAUGAUAGCUGGUAACGCGUCUGUCGUUUUAUUCGUUGUAUAGUAAGAAGUAAAAAAGACAAAACAAAAAAAA
Polistes dominula (European paper wasp) is the source of this 3728-nucleotide messenger RNA. It is a transcript of the gene FucTA, whose product is annotated as glycoprotein 3-alpha-L-fucosyltransferase A. Gene Ontology annotation, molecular function: fucosyltransferase activity. The record is from RefSeq and is a predicted model, not a curated record. Gene Ontology annotation, cellular component: membrane. Lineage: Eukaryota; Metazoa; Arthropoda; Insecta; Hymenoptera; Vespidae.